UUCAAGCAAGAGCAUCAAAUAUCCUCCUCUACUUUAUGAAGAUGGAAAAUCGCCUCUCCAACAUAGGAGCAUGAACCACAAUUGUUUUGUGUCCAAAAUUGGAUUUUUGAGAGAAGGAUUAGGGGUGGAUGUCUGGGACAAACUCAAGGAAUCAUCUCUUGGAGUAUUUAUAAAGUUUACUGAAUUGGAAUACACUUGGGCUGCGCAGAGAGUUCACUUUCUACUCACACAUCAGCUGAGAAUCAACAACAUCCAUGAGGUUUGGUCUUUGAUCGAUGAUAGGCCAAUUAGAUUUUCUUUAAAUGAGUUUGCAGAGAUAACAAGGUUAAAUUGUGAUGCAUUUGACCCUUUAGAGAACUUUGAUGUUGAUCACCAUGAUUUAUGGAAAGAAAUGAAAAUACCAACAACCCUUGAUGGUCCUAUGUGGACUGAGUUGGUAAACGUGAUUGAUUCUAACAAAACAUGGGAUUUUGAUAAGAGGAUGAUGGUUGGUAGGUUAUGUCUGUUGUCAGUAUGCGUACAUGGAAUUCAUCAUACAUCUAGAAUCCCAUUGGUGACUGCUAAGAGAGUUUUAGAUCCUGUUGCUUUUGAAAAACAUCCAUGGGGUCGGGUGGCUUUUAGUAGUUUAGUGAAUUCUGUUAAGAUAGUUGACUAUGACGGAGAUUCAUACACCAUACACGGCUGCGUUCAUGCUAUGUUGAUUUGGCUGUAUGAGAGUGUUCCUGGAAUUGGAGAAAGUUAUGGGUUUAGAAGGACAGAAGCGAGUGGUGUUCCACUUCUUGAUUGGCGAUCAUCACGAAAACGUAUCAACUUCACAGACUUCUUCAAAAAAGAGAAGCAUUUGCACGGACAGGUUCGUGUUAGGCAUAUGAUUCAUGUUUCAGAGGAAGACAUGUAUCCUCUAUGGUCUGACUCAGAGGAGCAUACGGAUCCACACCUAGACGAGCUAAUUAAAGAUCUCAUUCAUAACCGUUUGUCUCUAGAUGCUUGGAGUUGUGGCAAGACAGUUGGUAUAAGUUCAAAAAAGAAGAAAAGAAGAGCUGAAGCUGAUAAGGUGAAUGACAACAGAGGGUGCAAUCCUAAGAAAAAAAGAUGGACAGAUAGUGAUCCUAAAUGUGAACAAGGAGAAAAUGUAACCAACAUGGAGGAUGGUAAGGAUGACACGUCAAUUUCUUUGGAUAUUUGGAGGGCGAUUGAGAAAAUGAAUGAGACUAUUUCUGACUUGGGCAAAACACUCAACAGUCGAAUAGAUGUCUUGGAGAGUAAAUUUGAAACAUGCGUUGAAAAACAAAUGACGGUGUUCAAAGAGGAGAUGGGUGAGAGGAUUAAAGCAUUGGAGAAAGAAAGAAAAGAGCCAAAAGAAGCUGAUGUACGGAAUGAUGCCACUUCGCACACCAUUAACGAUGAUGAGGGAACAAGUAAAGCACCUUCAUGGAUUGUUGAGAUGAAGCAGACAUCACAAGAUGAAUUUCCAGUUCAAAGGGUGGUGAGGAAGGUUUACACUGUCAAGAAUAAGAAGAAAGAAGAAGAUGAGAUAUCAGAGAAACUUCCUCUCUUUGAAAAGAAGGAAUCUGUGAAGGUUGAGAAGAAGGAAACUUCCAAGAAAAAGAAGAUAACUGCUAAAGCUUCUGACGAUGUUGAGGAUAUAACUACCCAAGUUCAGAAAGCU
Camelina sativa (false flax) is the source of this 1669-nucleotide messenger RNA. The record is from RefSeq and is a predicted model, not a curated record. NCBI's taxonomy places the organism in Eukaryota, Viridiplantae, Streptophyta, Magnoliopsida, Brassicales, Brassicaceae.